Molecule: messenger RNA, 4348 nt
Organism: Mastomys coucha (southern multimammate mouse)
Lineage: Eukaryota; Metazoa; Chordata; Mammalia; Rodentia; Muridae
Gene: Vsig10
Product: V-set and immunoglobulin domain containing 10
Exons: 9
Coding region: 256-1854 (532 amino acids)
Biological process (GO): cell-cell adhesion
Cellular component (GO): cell-cell junction
Molecular function (GO): cell adhesion molecule binding
Source: RefSeq, a predicted model, not a curated record
ACUGGGAUCGUCGCACAAGGCCCUCCUCCCGGUCAAGGUGGAGGAAGUUGCCCGAGAGGCGGGAGGGGGCCAGAGCCUGUUGUUUUCCGCCAGCCGGGCGGGCUGGGCGCAGGGGCGGGGCGCGCGCCCCAGAGGCGAUCCUCGGGGCUCUGCCGAAGCAUCCUAUCCGGGGCGCCCCUCACUGCGGGCUGGGGAGUCCCAGGAGCCCCGUGCACCCGGAGCCGCGCGCUUCCCCUGGAGUAGACCUCGGGAGCGAUGGCCGGACUGCGCGUCCUGCUGUGCCUCGGGGCGUUGCUGGCCCGCCAGAGCUCCGCAGACUUAGAGGCAGUGGCUAUUGGCGAAGUCCAUGAGAAUGUUACUCUACGCUGUGGCAGCAAGUCGGGACCCAGGGGUCUGGUGACCUGGUACCGGAAUGACUCAGAGCCCGCCUUCCUGGCCUCCUCCAAUUCCAGCCUCCCUCUGGCUGCACCCCGUUUCUCUCUAGAGGAUGCAGGUGCCCUGCACAUUGAGGCACUAAGACUGGAGGAUGACGGCAACUACACCUGCCAGGAAGUUCUGAAUGAGACCCACUGGUUCCCCGUGCGGCUUCGGGUGGCCAGUGGCCCUACCCACGUUGAGGUUAACAUCUCAACCACUGGCACCCUCCCCAACGGCACCCUGUACGCAGCCAGGGGCUCCCAGGUGGACUUCAACUGCUGCAGCUCUGCGCAGCCUCCGCCCGAGGUGGAGUGGUGGAUCCAGACCCACAGCAUGCCUGAGUUCUUAGGAAAGAACCUGUCGGCCAACAGCUUCACUCUGAUGUUGAUGUCUCAGAACCUCCAAGGCAACUACACCUGUUCAGCCACCAACGUGCUCAGCAGGAGACAGCGAAAGGUGACCACCGAGCUCCUGGUCUACUGGCCCCCUUCAUCAGUUCCUCAGUGCUCGGUGGAGGUGUCUUCAGAAUCGGCUACCCUGGAACUCACCUGUAACUGGGAUGGGGGGUACCCUGAUCCGACCUUCCUGUGGACUGAGGAACCUGGAGGAACGAUCCUGGGGAAUUCAAAGCUGCAAACACUGAGCCCGUCACAGCUGUCGGAGGGCAAGAAGUUCAAAUGCGUUGGGAACCACAUACUGGGACCCGAGUCUGGAGCCAGCUGCGUGGUACAGAUCUCAAGCCCCUUACUGGCAUCCCAGCCCAUGAAAACUUGCUUCGUGGGGGGCAACGUGACACUCACCUGCCAAGUGACGGGAGCCAACCCACCUGCAAGGAUCCAGUGGCUGAGGAACCUCACACAGCCAGAGACAGCCAUCCAGCCCAGCAGCCGCUAUGUCAUUACCCAGCAGGGCCAAAGCUCCUCUCUUACCAUCCAUAACUGCUCCCAGGACCUGGAUGGAGGCUUUUACUUCUGCCGGGCCGAGAACCCCAUUGGUGUGAGGGCGGUAGACAUCUGGCUGAGUGUGAAAGAACCUCUGAACAUCGGGGGCAUUGUGGGCACUGUGGUGAGCCUCCUCCUGCUGGGACUGGCCAUUGUUUCAGGCCUCAUGCUGUAUUACAGCCCUGCUUUCUGCUGGAAGGCAGGGAGCACAUUCAGGGGACAGGACACGGGUGACAUCAUGGUUUUGGUGGAUUCAGAAGAGGAGGAGGAAGAAGAGGAGGAGGAGGACAAGAAAGAUGUUGCUGAAGAGGUGGAGCAGGAGACAAACGAGACAGAGGAGUUGCCGAAAGAGAUAAGCAAGCAUGGACACAUUCACAGGGUGACUGCCCUGGUCAACGGGAACUUAGACUGCAUGGGGAAUGGAUUCCAGGAGUUUCAGGAUGACAGUGAUGAGCAGCAAAGCGACAUUGUUCAAGAGGAAGACAAGCCAGUUUGAUGAAGUGGAUGAUCUACUGUCAAUGCUAUCUUGCAAGUUCAGUCCGUUUGAGCCGCCCUCUCGCUGCACUGCCCUGGGGAGCUUGUGUUAGGGACUGCUGGGGUCCCUGCAGGGCAAGACACUGCAUCUCCCACUGAUUUCAUUUGGUGUGAGUCACCUCAGCAGUGUGAAAUGCACUGAGAAGGAAUAGCUGGUGUGGGGCAAAGGCUGCAGGGGUGUCUGAGGGGCUACUUGGCCGUGACACCUGGCUCUACCUGGUGAUUUACUGUGACAUACACUGAUUGAGGGCUGGGGUGGGAGUUGGGGGGGGACUUGGUACCUGUGCACUGUGCCACUAGUCAAGGUUUCUAGCCAGCUUACCCAACAUGAAUAUGGAGGCAGGGCUUUUUAAUCACUGUUGAGGUGAGGAACCAGGCACCUUCCUGGCAGAGGGGAGGUACCAGCUACCAGAAGGCGGUUGGAUUGGGCCUGAGGCUUGAAUUCUUUGUUUUGCAUCUGUUUUCCUAUCUAGAACACCCGUGAAGCAGUACCAACUUUCCAAGCUCCUGAGAGAUGAAGGAGAUAAUUUGGGGUGUAGGAGUGCCUAGCGAGGGGUUCCACAGAGCUACUGCAGGGGCCUUCAUUGUAGACUCUCAGCUCCGCCCACCCCAACUAUGCUUUUUCCCCUAGAGAGGGAUGUACCUUUCCUUGUAGCCUUCACUGGGUACAAACAGUGCUGUGUAUGGUUAUAAAAGCCUUCUACAUGAUGGACCUAAGGCUUCUCUUUCCUUAUGUCUCCUGUGUAAGCAAGAGGAGCAUUUCCUAACAGAGCAUCCAUCCCUCUGGCUCAGUAAUGGCAGUGGCUGCUCUUCAGAGGACCUGGUCUCAAUUUGUAUCACUUGAUACGAACUGGACAGACAGUCCACUUGGACUCAAUGUCUGUGUCUUGGAAAUGGGAGUAUGUGUUUCUAUCCUACUUAUUGGACAGUAAGUUUCAAAAGAAAAUAGUGGGUGGUGACUUUAGCUUGAGACACUAGGUUCUGGGGAUUUUUAUUUUAUUUUAUUUUUUAAAUUUCAUCUAAACAUUCUGAAGUCAGGGAUCUUCUAAGGGUGCAAUAGGUCUGUGCUAACCAUGAAAAUCUGACUUGAAAUUUGCACUCUGUACUUGUGUAUAUCUCUUGGGCACAUCCUGCCCAAACAGGACAAGAUCUAAGGCUUUAAGGACUUCCUAACACUGGGGCCCAAGAUAUCCUGAGGAGCUGGUUAACCGAAGUACCUGCACAAUUUGGGAGGGGCUGUCUGUUCUCUUUGAAUGUAGGGACUAGAGUGAAGAAACCACUCCCCAUGUGGCCCUUCUUGAGCUCAGGGCAAGAGGAGUCCACCUGGCUGUGAAUUGGAGCUCUUGGGAAUGGCUGUGACAUGCAAUUUUAUUGCUCCCCAGUGCCUCAGGUACUGGAUCACUCACUCCAUUCUCUGUCAUUUCACAGUGGGAUACUCAGGUGUCUUCAGUUCUGUGAGCUGGUCUUUCCUUUGAGGCCUGAUGACAGAGUUCCUGAGUUUGGCUGCAACUCAGUGGCAACUUUAAAAGAGAAGUUAGAUGGGAAGUUGCUACUUGGGAACAUGGUGAAUGUUUCGUGAGAUCGCUUGGUGCUUCCCAUUGUGUGCACACCUGGCAAUAGGAAAUAUUUGAGGGUUUUUCCACUAGCAAAUGGGAGCUUCGAGGGCUUGAUGCUAAAUGCUGUUCUCAAGCCCUGGCCAGUUAUUACUGUCCCUUCUAUCAGUUUGUGUGCACAUUUAUAAAAUGGCAGUUCAGUUAAGAGUCCAGGCACCAAAGGGCUUUGUUUUAAGGCUUUGUGAAAAACUGGAGCCCACACCCUCUUCCCCUUAAUGCAAUCCAUACCCAGCUCUCAAGGCAUAUGUGUUAAAUGCCAAAGUACAAUUUGUGCAUUGGUCUUUAAAAAAAAAAAAAUUCUUAUCUGCAUGUAUUAACUGGUGAGAUCCACUUGCUAGAACUAGGAAGAAAACCACUUCAUGGUUGUUUUUUUGUUUUUGGUGUUUUUGAGACAGGGUUUCUCUGUGUAGUCCUGGCUGUCCUGGAACUCACUCUGUAGACCAGGCUGGCCUCGAACUCAGAAAUCUGCCUGCCUCUGCCUCCCAAGUGCUGGGAUUAAAGGCGUGCGCCACCACCGCCCGGCAUGGUUGUUUUAAUCACAUUGAUUUCCCUCAAAACCCAAUAGUCAUGGGAGACAGGCUCUGCAUUGCUGUGGCUUUGGCACUAGCUCCAUUUCUCAGUCAUAGAAGGAAGCAUAUAGGAAGUGUCAUCCUCACUGGGGUACAGCUUUUGGACAGUAAGUGCCAAUCAAAUUUCUCACCACAGGACUGGCUACCAGCUGCAAAAAAAAAAAAAAAACCUGCAGGUGGUUCAACGUGGUUGACCUUACCAUUUCAUAGGGGAAAUUAGUUCUGAGGUUAUACAUUUUUAAGACUUUGGAAUAAAGUUACUUUUUUAAACAUA